Messenger RNA from Magnolia sinica, 1307 nucleotides. RefSeq names its product GDSL esterase/lipase At1g31550-like. Gene Ontology annotation, molecular function: hydrolase activity, acting on ester bonds. Lineage: Eukaryota; Viridiplantae; Streptophyta; Magnoliopsida; Magnoliales; Magnoliaceae. The record is from RefSeq and is a predicted model, not a curated record. The transcript is spliced from 5 exons. Bases 38 to 1195 code for a protein of 385 amino acids.
UGCAUUUCAUCGGUCUAAUUCUUCUUUGCCGUUUGAAAUGGCUUCCUUCUCUUCUCGUACCAUGUUCAGCCUCAUUCACCGUAUUACAGUUUUCCUCACAUUUUCUACUACUCAUUCAGUACUCGAUUGCUACACGUCCAUCUUCAGCUUCGGCGAUUCACUUGCCGACACUGGCAACUCAGUCCGCGAAUCGAUUUACACCAGCUACGUGGGCAAUUUCCCCUAUGUAGAGACGUACUUCCAUCGUCCCACUGGUCGGUACUCAGAUGGACGGCUGAUCGUCGACUUCAUUGCCGAAGAGCUCGGACUUCCAUAUCUGCCUCCAUAUCUUGGGUCUUCUAGCGACAGUAAUUUCAGACAAGGAGUGAAUUUUGCGGUUGGAGGAGCUACGGCACUCGAUGCUGCCUUCUUCCGGGAGAGAGGGAUAUCUAACGAGUUGACAAACAACUCUUUGGGAAUUCAGCUGGGAUGGUUCAAAGAUCUGUUGCCUUCUCUCUGCCCCAAUCCAUCAGGUUGUGGAGACAUUUUAAAAAGGUCGGUGGUUCUUGUGGGAGAGAUUGGAGGUAACGAUUACAAUCACCCUCUCUUACAACGAAGGAGCUUUGAAGAGGUCCAGACCUUCGUACCUCUGGUCAUCAAUGCCAUCGGAUCAGCCGUCGAUACGUUGAUCAAGUACGGGGCUAGGACGCUUGUGGUCCCUGGUAACUUACCCAUGGGCUGCUCGGCAGCAUGUCUAGCUGUAUCUGAGAGCAAAAGAAAGGAAGACUAUGACCCUCUUACCGGGUGUCUCACGUACUUGAACGAAUUCGCCGAGUAUCACAAUCGCCUAUUGCUUCAGGAGCUGGAUCGAUUGCGGGCACAACAUCCACACGCUACCAUCAUCUAUGCCGAUUAUUACAAUGCUGCGAUGCGCUUCUACCGCUCUCCAUACCAUUUUGGAUUCUACGACGGGGCUCUUACGGCAUGCUGUGGAGGGGGUGGGCCAUACAAUUUCAACAUGACCGCCAUGUGUGGCUUCCAUGGGGCUACGGUGUGCGACAACCCGUCAUCGCAUGUGGCCUGGGAUGGAAUUCACCUAACGGAAGCGGCACACAGAUUGAUCGCUGAUGGUUUGAUAAGAGGACCAUUUUUCAGUCCUUCCAUCACAACCCCAUGUCUGUCAUCAGGCGGCCGCGACCAUCCUUAUUACGGGUAACCUUUGAAGUCGGUGAAUGUAGACUGGAUGAUAAUUUUUCCUUGAAAUUGGAUGUUCUUGAGACAAAUCUGAGAACAAAACUAUUCUAGAAAAGUUCUCAUUUUUAUUUUUA